Molecule: messenger RNA, 1138 nt
Organism: Nicotiana tabacum (common tobacco)
Lineage: Eukaryota; Viridiplantae; Streptophyta; Magnoliopsida; Solanales; Solanaceae
Source: RefSeq, a predicted model, not a curated record
UUACCAUUGUCUAAAAACUUUUUGCAGGUAGGGCAAUAUAUAUCAUCAAAUGGUGGCGUUGUUGCUGCUGAAGAACUUGCUCCCUUUCUUGAUGUGGAGACUCCUAACAAAACGGAUGAUGAGUCCUACAUCCUUCCGGUGCUUUUGCGGUUUGAUGGUCAACCAGAAGUAGAUGAGGAGGGAAAUAUCCUGUACCGAUUUCCAUCUCUUCAGCGUACGGCUGCUCCACAAAGAAGUGGAAGGAAGGAGUACGUAGGAAAAAGAUGGACUGACUGGGUUGGACAGGUGGAAAGAUUUCUGCAAGAAAAGAAGUGGCAAUUUAGUAAAACAAGCUCAUCAGAAAAGGCAUUGGUCAUUGGAUUGGGUGGGCUCAAUCUGUUUGGAGUCAUUAUUCUUGGUACCAUGUUGAAGAACAUGACAGUCAGUCCAAGUAGCUUCAUCUCAUUUGUGUCAGAGAUAUUUCCAUUACUUCAGAUUUAUGCUGGCUCGUUUUUCACCAUUCCCCUGAUCCGAUGGUUUCUUGUUCGAAAGAGAAAUGCUGAUAUUGAAAGAAGAAAUCAAACAAGGGAACAAUAUGCACGAGCACUUGAACGGCCUGACCUGUCACUGCAGCGAAAGCUUCUGAGUGCCCGGGAUAUGGCACAGAGGACUUUUAUUGGCCAAGAUCGAAUUGUUUACAGUACAGACAAGGACUUAUACGAGCAAGAUUAUGAUGCACAACAAUGGGAGCAGAGAUUCCGAGAAAUUGAGAAGUCCGAAUAGAUGUUGUUACUUGAAGAUUCUUUUGUCCUGUAAAUUCUUGAGUUCCAUACACAAAGACUCGGAUAAAUUAUGCCUUUCAUCGACUCCAGCAGCAACAUGCUCUGAGGAGAAUUGGAGCAUUCCAAACAGUAGAUUUUGAUGCAAUCAAAACAUAAAUCCAGAUCUGAGAACCACAAGAUUCAAUAGAGUAGUUUAUUAAGAAUUUACAAGUUGUGUACUCAGUGUAACAUAUUGUCUACUACAAAGGGCUGGUUUUCACGAUAAAAUUAGCCUCGGCAUGACAUUUAGUUCAUUAAGAUGUUAGGUGUGGUUAUUCUGUAUGUUGAAUUAGAAAACAUUUUUCUAGACACAAUUAAUUGAAUAUUUUCUGAAAGCA